AAUUUCUUCAGCACGAUUUGCAGCAAGUGUAGAGAUGGAAGUCUAUUAGCCAACAGUCGGGGAAAAAGGACUUGGUGAACAUGCCAGUUUGUUAUGAAGAGGGGUUUUCCCCAUUCUCUAAUCCAGGAGAAAGACCUGAUGGUUCAAUGGACUAUGUUGUUAUUAGUGGUAUUUCCUGUCGUCUGCCAGAAUCCGAAAAUAUGGAGGAAUUUAAAAAGCAUUUGAUGAGAGGAGACAACAUGGUAACAGAAAAUAGAAGAUGGGAACCAGUAUCACAUGGUCUGUCUUCUAAAUCUGGAACCCUGGCAGACAUCAGUAAAUUUGAUGCAGCAUUUUUUGGUGUUCCACCCAAACUGGCUGACAGUAUGGAUCCUCAGUUACGUGUCAUGUUGGAAUUAACUCAUGAAGCACUAGUAGAUUCAGUUACCUGA
Mytilus californianus (California mussel) is the source of this 431-nucleotide messenger RNA. RefSeq names its product fatty acid synthase-like. The record is from RefSeq and is a predicted model, not a curated record. Bases 81 to 431 code for a protein of 116 amino acids. Gene Ontology annotation, biological process: fatty acid biosynthetic process. The transcript is spliced from 4 exons. NCBI's taxonomy places the organism in Eukaryota, Metazoa, Mollusca, Bivalvia, Mytilida, Mytilidae. Gene Ontology annotation, molecular function: fatty acid synthase activity.